UUUACAUUUUUCAUUCCAGCGGAACGGAAUCGUGUUGGUUUUCUUCUUAGCUAUUAUCUGGAUUUAUUUAGGAAAUUGAUAGUUUUAGGCCUGAAAUUAAUAAUUCAUAAACGAAGCAAAUAUGGACGAUGAUGCAGAGACUUACAAACUUUGGCGAAUUCGAAAAACUGUGAUGCAGCUAUGCCAUGAUAGAGGCUACUUAGUAACACAAGAUGAAUUGGAUCAAACACUGGAACAAUUCAAGGAACAGUUUGGAGAUAAACCAAGUGAGAAGAGACCAGCCCGCAGUGAUUUGAUAGUGCUAGUAGCUCACAAUGAUGACCCAACAGAUCAAAUGUUUGUCUUCUUCCCUGAUGAAGCUAAAAUAGGAAUUAAAACUAUCAAGACUUAUUGUACAAGAAUGCAAGAAGAAAAUAUUCAUAGAGCUAUAGUUGUAGUACAAGCAGGUAUGACUCCGUCUGCUAAGCAAUCACUGGUAGACAUGGCACCAAAAUACAUUCUGGAGCAGUUCUUGGAAUCAGAGUUGCUCAUCAAUAUCACCGAGCAUGAAUUGGUGCCAGAACACAUAGUACUCACACCUGACGAGAAGCAAGAAUUGCUGGCUAGAUAUAAAUUAAAAGAGAACAUGUUGAUGAGAAUACAGGCUGGGGAUCCUGUGGCAAGAUAUUUUGGACUCAAAAGAGGGCAGGUCGUGAAAAUCAUCAGGUCAUCAGAAACCGCUGGGAGAUACAUUUCUUAUCGUUUAGUUUGUUAAUUAAGAUUAGAUCUAAUAAAAUACAUUUAUAAGAAA
Molecule: messenger RNA, 790 nt
Organism: Amyelois transitella
Lineage: Eukaryota; Metazoa; Arthropoda; Insecta; Lepidoptera; Pyralidae
Gene: Rpb5
Product: DNA-directed RNA polymerases I, II, and III subunit RPABC1
Exons: 6
Coding region: 122-754 (210 amino acids)
Biological process (GO): DNA-templated transcription
Cellular component (GO): RNA polymerase III complex; RNA polymerase I complex; RNA polymerase II, core complex
Molecular function (GO): DNA-directed RNA polymerase activity; DNA binding
Source: RefSeq, a predicted model, not a curated record